This is a messenger RNA of Rasamsonia emersonii CBS 393.64, 1116 nucleotides long. RefSeq lists its product as uncharacterized. The transcript has 4 exons. Gene Ontology annotation, cellular component: membrane. The coding region runs from base 1 to 1116 and encodes 371 amino acids. The record is from RefSeq and is a predicted model, not a curated record. Lineage: Eukaryota; Fungi; Ascomycota; Eurotiomycetes; Eurotiales; Trichocomaceae.
AUGAAGCCCCUCAUCGCCGUGCCGGCGGUCACCGCGCUCGUCUACCGCGCCUGGUCCCGCAAGUCCCUCACUCCCGCGGGCCUCGUUGCGGCCGUCCUCACGGCCAUUGUCCACGUCGUCCAUCCGUGGUCGGCGCCUUUCUUCCUGCUGGCAGUGUUUUAUCUCGGCGGGACGAGUGCGACAAAGGUCAAACACGACGUCAAGGCCCAAUUGACUCUGUCCGCCUCGGGCGCGCCCGGCGGUGAAGGCGCGCGGACGCAUAUCCAGGUGCUGGCCAACUCGAUUGUCGCGUCGGUGCUGAUAUUGCUGCAUACACGGUUGUUAUGGUUGCAGCUGUCCUCUCCGUCCUGCUUCUCGUGCGGUGCUGAUGUGGGUGAUUUGUUGGUUGUGGGGAUUGUAGCAAACUACGCCGCCGUCGCAGCGGAUACCUUCUCCUCUGAAUUGGGGAUUCUUUCCAAGUCCAAACCGCGCCUUAUCACCUCCCCCACUUUACGUGUCGUUCCGCCUGGCACCAACGGCGGCGUCACUCCGACGGGUCUGCUGGCGGGGCUUUUUGGCGCCUUUACCAUUGCGGUGACGUCCCUCUUGCUCCUUCCUUUCUGCAGUGAUGGACUAUAUGGAUGGGGACUCAAGGAGCGUGCCCUCUGGGUGGUUGCGGUGACGCUGUGGGGCGGGCUGGGCAGUGUUGUGGACAGUUUUCUUGGAGGGCUGCUCCAGGCCAGUGUGGUGGAUAAGCGGACUGGCAAGAUUGUCGAGGGCAGCGGUGGCCGAAAGGUCCUUAUCCACCCCUCCUCGACAAAAUCUUCUACCACCGUCAACAGCGGUCUGGACCGAGACAGCAGCAGCAUUCGAGCCACCGAGUCGGCCUUCAACACGGCCACGCUGCAAGGGUCUAGAGCGACUGGUUCGUCGGCAGGAUCACGACCGGGCCACGGCGGCCCUUCUGGCACCGAGGGCCAUGAGCGCGAGAGCCGUCGCGUCGAGAGCGGAUAUGACUUGCUGGAUAACAAUGGCGUCAAUGUCUUGAUGGCGGCGAUAAUGAGUGUGGGAGGUAUGGCUGUCGCCAGCUACGUUUGGGAUAUUCCUUUGAGUGAUGUUCUGGCCUAUAUAAUCUAG